AUGUCUCUCUUCGCAAAGAGGGCUGUUGCCAGCAGCAGCCGCACCAUCACCUCGGCCAACAAGGCCGCGCUCGCCGCCUCCCGUGCCGCCCGAGCCUACUCUACACCCGUGGAGAGCAAUGGCGUCUCGUUCGGCCUCAGCGAGGACCAGGAGGCCUACCGUGACCUCGCACGCAAGUUCGCUCGUGAAGAGAUCAUCCCUCAGGCGCGCCACCACGACCAGACCAUGGAGUACCCCACAGAGAUCCUCAAGAAGGGCUGGGAGCUCGGUCUCAUGAACACGCACAUCCCCGAGAAGUACGGCGGCCCCGGCCUUGGUCUCGUCGAGUGUGGCCUCAUCUCCGAGGAGCUCGCCUACGGAUGCACCGGUAUCCAGACCGCCAUGGAGGCCAACGGUCUGGCAGAGGCUCCCCUCCUCGUCUCCGCCUCGGACGCCACCAAGGCCAAGUACCUCGGCCGCAUGACCGAGGAGCCCCUCAUGGCUGCCUACUGUGUCACCGAGCCCGGCGCCGGCUCGGACGUCGCCAACAUCGCCACCAAGGCCGAGAAGCAGGGCGACAAGUGGGUCAUCAACGGCACCAAGAUGUGGAUCACCAACGGUGGCAAGGCCAACUGGUACUUUGUGCUCGCCAAGAGCGACCCUAGCGCCAAGGCCGCCAAGUCGAUGACCGGCUUUGUCGUCGAUGCCGACACGCCCGGUAUCCACAUCGGCAAGAAGGAGAUCAACAUGGGCCAGCGCUGCUCGGACACGCGCAUGAUCACGUUUGAGAACGUCGUCGUGCCAGAGGAGAACGUGCUCGGCAAGCCCGGCGACGGUUUCAAGACUGCCAUGGGUGCAUUCGACAUCACGCGCCCCCUGGUCGCUGCCGGUGCCGUCGGUCUCGCCCAGCGCGCUCUCGAGGAGGCUGCCAAGUACGCCGUGGAGCGCAAGACGAUGGGCAAGCACAUCAUCGACCAUCAGGCCGUCGCCUUUAUGCUCGCCGACAUGCAGAUGAACGUCGAGGCGGCGCGCAACCUCGUGUGGAAGUCGUGCUGGACCAAGGACCAGGGUCAGCGCAACUCCUUCUACGCUUCCAUGGCCAAAGCACGCGCCUCCGAGGCCGCCGGCUUUAACGUCGACGCCGCCGUCCAGAUCUUUGGCGGUCUCGGCUUCAACACCGAGUCGCCCGUCGAGAAGCUCUACCGCGAUGCGCGCAUCUUCCGUCUCUACGAGGGCACCUCUGAGAUCCAGAGGCUCAUCAUCUCCCGACACAUCAAGGAGAUGUACGCCCAGUAA
Molecule: messenger RNA, 1275 nt
Organism: Moesziomyces aphidis
Lineage: Eukaryota; Fungi; Basidiomycota; Ustilaginomycetes; Ustilaginales; Ustilaginaceae
Source: the annotation of a GenBank genome assembly